Molecule: messenger RNA, 336 nt
Organism: Annulohypoxylon truncatum
Lineage: Eukaryota; Fungi; Ascomycota; Sordariomycetes; Xylariales; Hypoxylaceae
Exons: 1
Coding region: 1-336 (111 amino acids)
Source: RefSeq, a predicted model, not a curated record
AUGCCCACCCUCGUCACACGCGAGGCGUACGCCUGCUUACACAGCCUAGACACACACCACCAGACCCUCGGGACCGACGAUAGCGUUGAAGUCGAAAUUGAGACCGUCCCGAUCCCGUCCCAAUGUCCGGAUUGCGUGUACGAUUCCCUCCUAGAGGGAUGUCGAGAGCUCGACGCAUACCGCAACGACCAUGAUGAUAGUUCUGCGUCAGAACAGCCCACGCUGACGGAUGAAGAGCGCGUGGCAGAAUUCGCUAAGUAUCUGCUGGAUCUGGUGGAGAAGAAGCGGUGUGCGUUGCUAGCCGCAUAUGGCGCCGGCUACGUGCCGGAGUUUUAA